AUGGGUACAUAUCCUAGUGCAGUAGAUUUUGUUUAGCUUAAGAGAGUGGUCAAUCACCUUGGUUAAAAUAUAAUAAAAGUUAUACCCAUGCUACCAACAAGUUACACUUCUCUUAGUUAUGAAGUGUAUAUAGAUAUAAAUAAAGAUACUAUUAAUGCAUCAUUUGGAUUUUUUAGUUUUAUUCCAAUUGAAAUUAUUACUUAAUCUAUAUCUAAUUAAGAAUAAUCUUUGAUCUUUGCUGGAUCUCAAAGCGGGUAACUUAGAGUAUUACCAACAAAUAAUAUAUCAGCAUUUUAAAUAGUAUUUAAUUCUACAUCAAAUAAUUCUCUAGAUUAAGUAGUUAAAGUAUAUCAAAGUUUUUAAUUAGAUGAAAAUACAUCUGAAUUAUUUUUAUAUGGUGAUGGAUUGAUUAAAAUUUCUUUAGAUUUUAGUUAACAAACUUUAAUAUCACCUGCAAAAACUCUCAAUCUCGAUAAUUAUAAAAAAUGCCUUUUUCCAACUGAAAUUAUAGUUUGCAUUAUUAACAAUUAAAACAUGGUAUUUUUUGAUAGAUCAGAAAAUUUUUUGUUAUUUUAGACUUUUGUACUUUAAGAUUAGCUUUCUGGUGCUUCAAUUGUAGCUGAUACAAUAAAUAAAUAAGUUUUUGUAUAUAAGACUUAUUUUGAAGUUUAUAGUUUUACUGGAUCAUAUUUAAAAGGGAUUUCUGAUGUGUAAUAUCCAAUCAUUUCAUUCUCAAUUUAUGAUUAACACAUAAUUGUUUAUUCUUCAGCUCAAAUAUACAUCUAUCUAAGAGGUACAUUAACUUAUAUGACAUUCAUUUCUCCUUCAGGUGGAAACUUCAUAGGUUAUCUAUACAUAAAAAGCUAAUAGUUAAUUGCUUAUUAUCUAAGUUUGAAUUAAUAUGGCUAAGUUUUGCUUUAUAGCUUAGCUAUUUAUCAAUAAGCAGGUUUUUUAACAAACACUUACUUUUAAAAUAAGAUUGGAAAAGUUGUUAAAAUAAUGUACGAUGAUGAUAGCCAAAUGUUUAAUUAUAUAGAUUAAUAUGGAAAUUAUUAAAAUGUUUUAAAUAAUGCAUAAAAGACAACAGAUUAGACAUUUGUGAUUGAAGAAAUAUAAUAAGGUAUUCUAGAUUCUCCCAUAGAUUACUAGCUUGAUUUCAAAUCAAAUGUUGCUUUUGUGUAUAAUGGAUAAAGAGUUUGGAGACAUAAUUAUAAUUUAUUUACAAGACCUUACUAAAGGAUAAUAAGUAUUCCAGCUAAUCACUACUUUUAAAUAAAAAAUCAAGAAUUUUAAUAGUUUGUAAUCUCCGAUUAUUAUAAUAACAUUUACAUGUAUCAAAACUAUUUAUUAACCUUCUUAAAUUAAUUUACUGAUAAUAUUUUAGAUAUGAGGAUAGUAUAAAGAGAAGCUUAAAUAAGAUUCAUCUUCUUUUUUAAUUAAUAAAUACUUCUCUAUAAUAAUUAAAAUAGUAAUUUCACUUAAUAAACACCUGAUUUUGUUUUGUCUGAUUAUAAAUUUAAGAGAGUUAUAUUAUAAUCUACAAGUAGAAUAAUAAUCAAUACAGCUGAUAAUUUUAUUAUAGAUUAUGACUUCUUUAGCUAUUAACUAAAUAAUAAGUUUUAAUUGAACACUUUCGAAGACAUUAUAACUUUUCUUGAAAUAGGAUCUUCUCUUUCUAAUUAGUGGCUAUUUGUUUAUGGAACAGACUAAGGUAGAGUAGGAGUUUAUGAUUUAAUUGCUUUUACAUAAACUUUUGUCAAUUUUUAAUAACCAAUCAAUUAAGCAAUAUAAUCAAUAUAAAUAUAUUCUUAAAAUGACUUUAUUUGUUUAGAUAAUUUUGGAAAUAUUUAUAUGAUAAAUAGUUAAACCUUAACAGAAUAUAGUAAUUAGCCUAUCUAAUAAUCAAUUAAUUAAAAUAUUUAAUAAAUAUUCGGUAGUAAAAUGUCUAAACCAAUAUAAAUAAUUCAGUUUGAUAUGAAAUUUUAAAGAUAUUUUGUAAACUUUAAAAGACAGAGUUUUGUUUCAAUUUUUAGCUUAGUAGAUUAUUCCCUGAUAAAUUACAUAUCUUUUCCUGACAAUGAAUGGAAAACGAUGGUGUUUAAUGAUUAAUAUUUAAUAUUGUCUUCUACUUAUUAGUUAAAUAUUCAUUAAUUUUCUAACUUAUCUUUUAUAGGAAACAUUAGAAGAUAUAAUAGAAAGGAUAGAAUUACUGAUAUUAAAUUGAUAGAAAAUAACAAAAUCAUAGUUGUUUUCGUUAACAGAAUAGAAUCUUUAUUAAUUUCAUUUAAUUCAGUAACAUUAGUCGAUUCUUUACCUAUGAUUGAUCCGUAAUUAAUUUAUAUUUCAUUUAAUUCAGCUUAAAUGGUACUUAAUUAUAUUGGAGUUGCAAAAAAUGCGGUUUAUGAAAAAAGAAUUGAUUAUGGUUUAUAUGAGAAUCAAUAUCCAAUAGCUUAAACUUAAUAAACUAAAAGUUGUUACUUUUAAUUACAAUAUUAAAAUUAUAUUAAGGCUUCAACAAGAUUUUAAUAAGUAUACAGUUCUAGCUCUCUUUCUUUGAUGUAUUUAUUAUCAGUUUACAUAAAUAAUAGCAUUGAUAAUAUGGAUUUUUUGAAUUAAAGUUCCGUUAGUGUAGUGUUUAGACCUUAAAGUAAAACUUAAAAUAACAUUUAAAUACAGAAAAGCUCAUUUGAUAGUCUUAACUUUGAUAUAUAAAUGGACAGCUUCAAUUUAAUUUUUGAGUAUUAAAAUAUUUAACUGCUCCUUACAAAUAAAUAGUAUCUAUAAUAAGAUAACACUACGAUAGUUUAUUCAAAAGACACAUUAGUUUUUGAUGGUGCAUAUGCUGUAAAUAAUACAUUUCCUUCAAAUUCUGACUAAUUUAAUAUCUAAAAUAUAUUAUUACUAAUACAAAGUUCUACAGUAAACUUUACAAAUAUUUAGUUUAAGAAUAAUACAGGCAACAUCUAAUUUAUUUCAAGCUAAAUUGUUCUAAUAAAUAAGAGUGUCUUUCAAAAUAAUAUUGGAGUUCUUGGAGGGUGCUUGAGUAUCUUAUAAGUAAAUUAGAGCAUUAUAAUAAAGGAUACUAAUUUUCAAAGAAAUUAAGUUAGUGGAAGUGGAGGGAGUAUCUAUUUGAAUAACGUAAAUUACUUCAGCAUAGAUUCUAAUAGCUUAAUUAAGUACAGUUCUGCUAGCAUAGGAGGAGCAAUUAGAAUUAUAAAUAAAGAUGUUAAUCUUUGGAAAUAAUAUGAUAUUAAUUGCCUAAUGUUAUACAACUCAGGUGAAAUAUAUGGAGAUAAUAUCGGAACUUUUCCUAUGAUGUUUUUAGUUUAAGUAAGCAAUUUGAAAUAAAAUAAAUAUGAACAAAUAUUUGAGGGCUAAUUAGAUGAUAAUAUAUCACAGGGCACGAUAAUACAUUUUUAAAAUAUAUAAAGUGGAGGGUUAUUUCCAUUCAGAGUAUAACUAUAAGACUAGAAUAAAAGGCCUUUUUCUGUGAAUUAAACAAAGUUUAAAAAUAAUAUUUAUGAAUAAUCUAUUUUAUAAGAGUUAAAUUCAUAUUUUAUCUAAGUUGCAAUAAAUUAAAAUGCUGUUUCUUAAAAUAAAUAAAACAGUUUUAUAGAACUAAAAGGUGAGGCUCUUAUUGGAAUUAAGCAAUAUGAUGAAGAUUCUAAAAUGUUUAAUUUUGAAUCUUUGACUUUAACAUCUCUUCCUCAUGUUAAUAUAAGUUCAGUUGUUAUUUAAUUUUCUUUUGAUAGUAUAGGAUAUUCUAAAUAAAUUUAAACCAAUAUUUCUUUUAGAUCUUGUUAAGUUGGUGAGAUUUUAGUUUAGUCAUUUAUUUAAACUUCUACUUAAGAAAAUAACUAAAAUCAAUUAAGCCUAAUUAGUUGUACUGAAUGCACAUCAGGGACUUAUUCUUUAACUAAUUCAGAUAAAGAUUAUAAAUAGUAUUAAAUUUAAAAUAAUUUCGAAGAAUUGAGCACUGAAGUAUGUAAAUAGUGCCCUCCUGAAGUCACUUUUUGUUAAGGUAAUACUUUAAUAUUGUAGGAUGGAUAUUGGAGAUUUAAUAACUAAACAGACGAGAUUUUGAAAUGUAAUUAUGUAAACCCGAAUAUUUGUAGUGUAUAAAAUACUACUAUUAAUGGAUGUAUUAAAGGAUAUAUCGGACCAUUGUGCGAAAAAUGUGAUACAACUGGUGCCGUAUGGAAAUAAAGAUAUGCUUAACCCUUUUAGCAAUAUGAAUGCGAUUAGUGCAGUGACUACAUAGUAUACAUAUUUUUCUUCAUGGAAAGAUAUAUUUAUGAAUCACGUUGCAACUAUUUACGCAUUAUGAAGUUUUUACCUUUUUCAAGAAGCUGUGUUUAAGAUGAAUCAUCUUAUUACAUUAAGUUAUUAAUCAACUACUUAAUAGACCAUAUAAAUGACAAUUUUAAUAAAUUAAAAACAAAUCUUUGUAAAUCUUUUAGCCCAUAAUCGAGAAAUUUAAAAAUAGAAAAUAUGACUAAAAUAAAUGAUCAAAUUUAAGACAUAACAUAAUAUAGUAGAAAUUCACCAUAACAUAAUAGAAAAAGAAACGAAUCAAUGAAAGAAUAUAGACUUAACUUUACUAGCCAAUACUCCAAAAUGCCUAUCAGAUAAAAAAGUUUGAGUCAAUUCGAUAUUCAAAUGGAAUUUAUUAGAUUUAUGAGUUAGAAAGAUAAAGAUUAAAAUGAAAGUUAAAUGUAAGCUUCAGAAUAUUCUUUAAAAAAUAAAGAUUUAAUCAAAGAAUGUGCAGAUCACUCAGAAAUAUCCGAUUCAACUUCGAAAUGCUUUGUAGUCUUAAAUUCUAAUAAAGAAAUAAAUCAGAUAAAUAGCACAAAAGAAAUUAAAGUUUGUCAAUUUAAAGAUAUUAAUUGUCAAAUUUAUUCUUGCUAAUAGAAUGGCUGCCUUGAAUGCACAAAAAACAUAAGAUCUAAUACUGAAAUAUGUACUGUUUGUGAUAAAGGUUUCAUUUUAAAUUCACAAAAUAUUUGCGUUUAUUCAUAAUGCUAACCAUGGGAAUAUCUCCAAAAUAAUAUGAAUAGUCCUAAUAAAGAUUAAAAUACCUGCGUUUCUAUUUGCGGAGAGACAGAAGCGCCUAACUUAUCUAAUAUGGUGUGCUAAAACAUAUAUUAAUGUACCAGUUAUUACAGUUAUCCUUAAAAUACUAACAAAGGAUAUUAAUACAUUGCUGAUAUAAGUAACAAUGCGAUUAACUUUAUUCCUAAAAAUACUUUUUAAAGCGCUUAUUAGAUAACAUGUCAUCAAUUUUUUAAUCUAUAAAAUGGCGGUACUCACUUAGUAUUUUAUGAUAGCAAUUCAAGUGUUACAGUCCUUGAUUAAAACCUUAAAAUAAUUGCAACUUUCUCUGUAAGUUUAGGAAAAAUUAUUUACAUUAAAAGCUUUUAGGAGGGAGUUUAUUUGUUUAUAAUAUAAUUAAAUUAGAUGCUAAAUUUUUACUAUUAUUCAAUCUUACAGUUUGAUUUAAAUGCACAAUCUUAAAAUUUAAUUGGCUCUUAUUUUACUAUUUUAGACAUCGUUUAGUUUAAAAAAAGUACAAACAAUUUAGGGCAAAAUAUUUUUAAAUUAUUUGCACUUGAAUCUCUUAGUUAUACAUCACUCACAAUAGAGGUUUAUUAUAAUCCUACAUAAGAUUCUAUUAACAUACCUUUUGGAGCUUUUAUUUAUGCCCCUACUUAAUAUGUAGUAACAGCUACUUCAAACAUAGCACAAAAUUUAAUUUUCACUGGAAGUCUUAUUGGUCAACUUAGAGUAGCUCCUGCUUAUAAUGAUAGAGCUCAUUUUCAAAUUAUUUUUAAUUCAAUUUCUUCUAAUUCAAAAGAUUAAAUAAAGAAAGUUUAAUAAAGCUUUAGAAUAGGUUAGUAUUUUGUGUUAACUUCAGUAAUCAAUUGCUUUAGUCUACAUACAGAUAAUUUAAUAGAAACAAUCAAUUUUUCUACAAAUGUCGAAUCAAUUAAUUCAUUUUAUGUAUCUGAAAAACUCAAAAUAAUGAUUGCUUAUAUAAGUACAGAGCUCAUAGUGAGAGAUUUUACAAAAGCCAAUCUUAAAUAUUCAUUGAAGUUAUCUCAAGCCAAUAGUUUACUUAAAAAAGUAAAUGGUUUAUUUUUAGAUGAAGUAACUUCAGAGCUAUUCUUAUUUGGUGAUGGGUUAAUAAAAAUAUCUACAAAUCUUGAUCAGUAAAUAUUAUUAUCUUCAAAAGGUACUCUUAACUCUGAUAAUUAUAUCUAAUGCAUAUUUCCUUCAUAAAUUAUUGUUUGUUUAAUAAAUAAAUAAAAUUUAAUAUUUUUUGAUAGAUUAAGAAAUUAUGUAUAAUUUUAAUCCUUAAUGCUGUAAGAUUUGCUCUCAUAUGGUUUGCUAAAUUUUGAUUUAUAGAAUUAAUAAAUAUUUGUUUAUAAAACCUAUAUAGAGGUAUAUAGCUUUUCAGGUUCAUAUCUUAAUGCUCUUUCAGAUGUUUAAUAUCCAAUAAUAACUUUUUCUGUUUAUGAUAAUCAUAUUGUUAUAAUGUCAUCAGCAGCUAUUUACAUCUACUAAAGAGGAUCCCUAACUUAUAUUUCUUUAAUUUAACCAUCAGGAGGAGCUUUUACAGGUUGUUUGUAUAUUAAAAGCUAAAAUUUGAUAGCUUAUUAUACAAUCACAAUUUAAUAUGGGUAGAUUCUUCUUUAUAGUUUAACAACAUAUCAACAAGCAGGUUCUAUGUCAAAUACUUAUCAGGCGAAUAAAAUAGGUCCAGUUGUUAAAAUUAUCUACGAUGAUGACAGCUAAAUGUUUAAUUAUAUCGAUACUUUUGGAAAUUUUUAAAAUGUUCUUAAUAAUGCAUAAAAAACAACUGACUAAACUUUUUCAAUAGAAGAAAUAUAAUCAGGAAUAUUACCUCCUCCAAUAGAUUACAUAUUAGAUUUUUAAUCUAAUUCCGCUUUUAUUUAUAAUAACAAUAGAGUAUGGAGAUAGAAUUACAACAUGUUUACAAGACCAUAUCAAAGAGUAAUUAGUAGACCGUCUAAUCAUUACUUCUAAAUUAACACCUUAGGAAAAUUAUCUUUCAUUAUUGCAGAUUAAAGCAAUAACAUUUAUAUGUAUUAGAAUAAUCAAGUAACAUUCUAAAACUUUUUCUCUCUUAACAUUCUAGACAUGAGAUAUCUAUAAAAAGGAAAUUUGAAUAGAUUUAUUUUCUUUUUUAAUUCAUAGAUUCUAAUUUAUAAUGAUUAAAGCAGUAAUUUCUCUCAAUAAAGCCCUGAUUAAUUAUUAUCUGAUUACUCAUUCAAAAGAAUUCUGUUUUAAAAAGCAGAUAGAAUAAUCAUAAAUACAGCAGAUAACUUCAUAAUUGAUUAUGAUUUUUUUGCUCAACAACUUAACUUCAAAUUUUAAUUGAAUCCACAAGAAGAUAUCAUAAGCAAUUUAGAAAUAAGUUCUUUAUAAUCAAACAAAUGGUAAUAUAUUUAUGGAACUGAUUAAGGAAGAGUUCUUGUAUAAGAUAUGAUAUCACACUAAUUGAGUGAAGUUCAGUUUACAUAAACUAAAAAUACUAAUCCAAUUUUCAGAAUAAAAAUGUAUAACUAAAAUGAUUUCAUUUGCUUAGAUAAUGUUGGAAAUGUUAUCAUGAUUAAUGGUACAUCACUUAAUUAAUUGAAUAAUUAGCCUAUUUAAUAGUCUAUAAUAAUGAUUACUUAACAAUUAGGUAGAAAUGUCAUUUUAUCUAUAGACACUUUAGAUUUAUCUCAAGUUUAAUUGUAAAAUAACAUAUUUCCAUUAAAUUUAGAUGACAAUAACACAUAAAAUAUUUUAAUUUUAAUUAAAAAUACAAUCGUAAAAAUUAAUUAAAUGACAUAUGAAAAAAAUGAAGGCAAUGUUUAGUUUUAUACAAACGAUUAAAUAGUCAUAGAAAAUAGUAACUUUUUAAAUAAUAAAGGAGUAAAUGGAGGAUGUAUAUAUGUUGAAAGUCUUACAUAGAUUAUAUAAAUAUAGAACUCUACUUUUAUGUCAAAUUAUGCUAGCGGGAGUGGUGGAAGCAUUUACUUAAAAAAUGUAAAUUAGUUUUAUAUUGAUGAAAAAAGCUAAUUAAAAUAUAAUAAUGCUAGCAUAGGAGGAGCUAUCAGAAUUAUUAACUAAGAUGUUAAUUUAUGGUAUACUUAUAAAAUAAGUUGUUAAUUACUUUAUAAUUAUGCUGAACUACAUGGAAAUAAUAUAGGCACUCUACCUUUACAAUUUUUGGUAGAAGUUUUUGAUGUUAAAAGAUAAAAUUAUAAUAAAAUUUACAAUGGCUAUUUAGAUAUGCUCUAUGAUAAUACAUCAAUUAAUUUCUAAAACGUACAAAGUGCUGGAUUACUUCGUUUCAGAAUUUAAUUGCUAGAUCACUAUUCAAGACCUUUAAGUGUUAAUUAAACUAAAUAUAUAAGUAAUUUAUACGAAAAAUCUACAAUGCUAGAAUUAAACUCUUACUUUAUUUAAGUAGCUGUUAAUUAAAAUUUAAAAAAUCUCAAUAAUUAAAAUAUGAAUAUUGAAUUAAAAGGUGAGUAGUUGAUUGGAAUUCAACAAUACGAUGCUAACUCUAAAAUGUUUAAUUUCGAAUCUUUAACUCUUGAAUCUCUACCUCUAAUAACUAUAAGCUCAGUAAUAAUACAAUUUUCUUUUAACAAUUUCGGAUUUUCAUAGUAAAUAAAAACAAAUAUAUCCUUUAGGUCGUGCUAUCAAGGAGAGAUAUUAGUCUCUUCUACCAUUUAAGUUAAUAAUAAUAUUUCAAAAGAUUCAGAAGUUUAUUUGAUAAGCUGUGUAGAAUGCUCAUAAGGGAAAUAUUCUUUAAGUGAUCCUGCCAAAGAUUAUUAAACGUAUUUGCAAGACAAAAAUAUGUAAAUUAUAGAUUAAUAGAUUUGCAAGUAAUGCCCGCCAUUUGUUUCUAACUGCUAUAGUAAUAUACUCAUUUUAGAAGAUGGGUAUUGGAGAUCUAAUAAUUAAACUGAUUAAAUUGUAGGAUGCAACUUUGUAAAUCCAGAUAUUUGCAGUGUAUAAAACAAUACUAUAAAUGGUUGUAUAACUGGCUAUAUUGGACCAAUUUGUGAAAAAUGUGACUCAACUGGCGAAGUUUGGGGUGAUAGGUAUGUUUAGUCGUUUAAAUAAUAUGAAUGUGACAAGUGUAGUAAUUAAGCAUACUAAUAUAUCGUAAUGAUAUUUAUGAUAGCGGCUGUUUAUAUCUACUUAUAUUUCAGCACGUUUAUGUUCAUGGGAAGAUACAUCUAUGAAUCAAGAUGUACUUAUUUACGUUUUAUGAAGAUACUUCCUUUUUCUAAGAGCUGUAUCUAAGAUGAAUCAUCUUACUAUAUUAAAGUUUUGCUUAAUUAUUUAUAAUUAUCAUCAAUAUUAUUUUCAUUCUACAUGAAAUUUAUUCCUACAUUUUUUACUGCUGCUCCUUCAUUAGCAGGAUCUCCAUCUACAAAGCUGAUAAUUAAUACUUAAUGCUUAUUUACACCAUAAACAAUUUAAAAAUAUGGGGAAGAGAAAAUUAUGAUUAUUGGAUAAUCACUGUUUCCUCUGGUUACAAUCAUAUUUUUUUAUAUUUUACUUGCUAUUUAAAAGUACUUCAAAUUCUAAAAUGUAAGAGAUCACCAUAAAUAUACUAUGUUUAAUGUAUUAUUUCUAUUUUUUUAGCCUGACUGUAUAUUUUUCUUCACAAAAGCACUCUCUUGUAGAUAAAUUGGUUCAUAAAAAUACUAAGUCCUAAAUAUACUUUUAUCAUGUGAUGAUUAAUCUUACAGGUAAUUUAGUUUUGGAUAUGUUAUUCCGAACUUAGCUUUCUGGAUACUAAUUCCUGCAGUUUAAUUUUAUAAUUUGAGGAAAUAAAAAGGAACUAAUAAUUAAAAUCUCGACUAAUGUAUUAUGAAGUAUAAAUAUGGAUUAUUCUACUCAGAGUAUAAAAAUUAAUACUAUUAUUGGGAGAUUGUGAGAAUGUACUUAAAAGUUGUUUUAAUAUUGAUUGCAAAUAUUUUAAAUUAAUAUGAAGAGUAAGUUUCUUAAAUAUGCAUAAUAAUUCUUUUUUGGUACAUCAUAGCCAUUAUAAAAAUAUAGCCAUUUAAAAGUAAGUCUCUUUAAAAGAUAGAGUUUAUUUAAUAUUUAACUCUUAUACCUUGUAUCUUCUUAUUUUCAUUGUAUAGAUAACACUCCUAACCAAUAUAUCAAGCAGUUUUGGCGAUAAUCCAUUACUCUUACAUUGGUUAUAUGAUUUUUUUAAUAGCUAGAUUUAAGCUAUAAAAUUAAAAUAGUAAAAUUAUUAAAAUAAUUAAGCUUAUUAUUUUCAAAUUAAGCUUUGGAAAAAUAUAGACUUUAUGCUUUGAUAAAAAUAAAAAAAACGAGAGAGUUCUAAUUUUAUGGAGAAAAGUUUAUUCUAACUUAAUAAAAAUAAGAUUAGAAAGCUGUAAUAAAAAUUUAGCAACCAUUUCUACUAAGAUAAUAAAAAAAUCAACACCAUAUUUAAAAAAUUUAAAGAUAGAAGAGCAUGAAAAAUUGAUUGACUAAAUCCUAGAUCUAAAGUCAUUUUCAAAUAUUUAAUCAAAUAGAUUAGAUAGUGGAAGAGAAAACCCAGUUAAAUAAUAUAGUAAAUUUAAAAAAGAAAUUUAAUUAUCUUAAGAUUUUUCAGAAAGAAAUUUACAACCACAUGAUAAUAAAGAAAGUGUAGACUUAGUUAGUAGUAUUAGCUAACACCAUCAAAAUAUGAUUAUGUUUAAGUCUAAUUUAGAAAUCAAUCCAUUGAAUGAAACAAAGUUAAUAAAAAAACCUAAAAAUUUAACAAAUAAUAUAAUUUAAAGUAUCAUUUAAUGA
This is a messenger RNA of Tetrahymena thermophila SB210, 10839 nucleotides long. RefSeq names its product transmembrane protein, putative. The transcript is spliced from 14 exons. Gene Ontology annotation, molecular function: protein binding. The record is from RefSeq and is a predicted model, not a curated record. NCBI's taxonomy places the organism in Eukaryota, Ciliophora, Oligohymenophorea, Hymenostomatida, Tetrahymenidae.